AUGUCGAACCGCUCGGAUAUCCCCUUCGUUGAACAAAUGGGAGAGUACUACGAAGGAAUGCCAGCCGAUUGGCCUAUGAUGCCAGCGACCCCGUACGUGGGAUGCUACAGCCCUGACUUCGCCGAGCCCCUAGCCGAACCCGGCAUGCUGAUGCCACUGGGUGUUCUGGGGAGCUCGUUCCACCCCGGCCCAGAAUUCGGUUACCACUCUCAGGGCUACUACGCAGAUGCGCACCAGCACAUCAUCAACGACCCCCUCUCUGCCACAGUGGGUCUUGGUAUCUCUGCGCCCUUCCCAGAUAAUUUCCCCCGGUCUUUAGCCCCCAGUCCCGACGUGUACGCUCCGGGCCCAAGUGGUGUCCAGCAUGGUGUGACAGAGGCGCCUAGCCAGUCGCCACAGGGCUCCCCACAGGGCUCCCCAGCCAAGCGUGCCAGACAUCAAUCCUCGGACACGUCCUCGAGCGAGCAGCCGAGCAAUGCCCCAAUCAACAUUGCUCCUAAUCCAGAGGGUGUUCGCCGAAUGGAGCAAGACCGCCAGAAUGUCCAGCCCUCUUCCCACGUACUCCCUAAGCCCCGGGCUCCAGGCCGUGGACGGCGCGACCCCCGAGCAGAGUAUGAAGACGCAUUUGUCGAAGAUCUGCGAGACAAAAAGAAGGCCUGGAAGGUCGUGCGUCUGGAAUUCGAGGAGAAGUUCCAGAAAGAAGCCUCCGAGUCACGCCUGCAGAUGCGUCUUCAUCGCCGCUACCGCGAGCGAAAGGUGCGCUGGGCGACUUCCGAUAUCGAACUUUUGCUCGACGCCCAUAGGAACUGGGCAAAUGACAAAUUUCAGUAUCUUUCAGACAAGAUGAAAGAGCUUGGUGGUACUAGGUGGUAUUCAGCUGAUCAGUGCAGAAAUCAACUUCGACUUAUAGAGGCGAAAGAACAGCAUGAUCGCGGGAGUGAAUCGCCCUCUGUUAUGUCUGAACCUACUCCUGUGACACCCGCACCUGUGGCACCUGCACCUACUGUGUCUCGGAAACGACGUCGGGCUUCAGACUCUUAG
Penicillium roqueforti is the source of this 1041-nucleotide messenger RNA. RefSeq lists its product as uncharacterized. NCBI's taxonomy places the organism in Eukaryota, Fungi, Ascomycota, Eurotiomycetes, Eurotiales, Aspergillaceae. The transcript has 4 exons. The coding region runs from base 1 to 1041 and encodes 346 amino acids. The record is from RefSeq and is a predicted model, not a curated record.